UUCAACGCCAAAUAUAUAACCUAAGUAUUGAUCAAGAAAACAAACUGGGAAUUCUCUUCUUUAUUCAGAUUUCAUUUACGCAACUGUGUAUGGCUUCUCAAGCUCUGGUUUCUUUUCUCUUUGCCUUUGACAUUGUAAUUACAACUGUAAGAUGCAACUCGGAAGGGGAUGUUCUUUCUUCUUGGAAAGCCACCUUGGUUGACCCGAACAAUGUUCUUCAAAGCUGGGAUCCAACUUUGGUUAAUCCAUGCAACUGGUUUCAUGUUACAUGUAACAGUAAGAACAGUGUCACAAGGGUGGAUCUUGGUAAUGCUGGCCUACACGGACCUCUUGUCCCCCAGCUUGGAAAUUUGACUAAUCUUCAAUAUCUGGAGGUAUUUGAAAACAACAUCACGGGAUCGAUUCCAGAUGAGAUUGGUCAUUUAACAAGCCUGGUCAGCUUGGACUUGUACAAUAAUAAACUUUCAGGUCCAAUCCCAGCCACCCUCGGCAACUUGAAAUCUUUGAGGUUUAUGAACGUAGCAAACAAUUCAUUGGCAGGGACUGUUCAUUCCACUAACUCAACAGGAUAUGCUGUUACAACAAUCAUACAAGACCCAAGAGCUCAAAAGUUUUGACUUGAAUGUUGAAAUAGCUGUUUGAUUUUAGUUGUGAUCUGUAUUAUAGCGAGUAAAAUUUAUGUCGCAAUGCAUGUGGCCCUAUACUUAAUGUAAUGUUCAUCAGAGAUGCUUUUAUGUCUUUAAAGCCCAAUUUUGUGGGCUAAAAAUGCAGAUCAGAAGGUUCUUUUAUCUCCCUGCAUUUGUUAUUCACUCCUAAUUUCUGACUCCCCAAU
Molecule: messenger RNA, 832 nt
Organism: Pistacia vera
Lineage: Eukaryota; Viridiplantae; Streptophyta; Magnoliopsida; Sapindales; Anacardiaceae
Product: leucine-rich repeat protein 1-like
Exons: 6
Coding region: 90-617 (175 amino acids)
Molecular function (GO): protein binding
Source: RefSeq, a predicted model, not a curated record